Amaranthus tricolor (Joseph's coat) is the source of this 4235-nucleotide messenger RNA. RefSeq lists its product as uncharacterized. NCBI's taxonomy places the organism in Eukaryota, Viridiplantae, Streptophyta, Magnoliopsida, Caryophyllales, Amaranthaceae. The record is from RefSeq and is a predicted model, not a curated record. Gene Ontology annotation, biological process: regulation of exocytosis. Gene Ontology annotation, cellular component: plasma membrane; cytoplasm. Bases 328 to 3606 code for a protein of 1092 amino acids. The transcript is spliced from 25 exons. Gene Ontology annotation, molecular function: syntaxin binding; GTPase activator activity; myosin II binding.
AAUCCCACAAAGAAUAAGAGUCACCUAAAACAUUUUAUUUUUCAACGGCUUUACCUGCUUUCUUCUGUAACACUUGCCAAGGGAAAAUACGCCAAUUCCUAUCGCAAAAACGCCUGAUUCUUCCCGAUUUCAAAUUUUUCUCUCAAUUUCAUUUGUCAUAAUUCUUUUUCCUAUGAUAAUUUAUUUAUUUCUUCUCAGUAAUCAUUUGAAUUUAGAAUCAAUAAAUCGUUAUCUACAAUUAGUUGUGUAAAAAUUGGGGAAAAAACCAGCAUUUCAAAUUUUGAAUUGAGAUAAAUCAUUUCAAUAAUUCUUGAUCGGGAAUUCGCAAUGUUUUCGAAAUUCUUCCAUAAGAAUUCAUCUGAUAACCAGCAUAAGGCUCUGAUCGACUUAAACCCACAUGUCAUUGCUCACUAUGGAAUUCCUUCGGCAGCUUCUCGUCUUGCUUAUGAUUCAAUUCAGCAGCUUUUAGCAAUUGGGACGUUAGAUGGAAGGAUCAAAGUUAUCGGCAGUCAUAAUAUCGAAGGCCUGUUGACAUCUCCCAAGGAAAUACCUUUCAAAAACUUAGAGUUCCUCGAAAAUCAAGGUUUCCUUAUUGCUGUUUCAAACGAAAAUGAUAUUCAGGUUUGGGAUCUUGCCCACAGAUGCAUAGCCACCGUGUUGCAAUGGGAUUCAAAUAUAACUGCCUUUUGUGUGAUCGAAGGAACAAACUAUAUGUAUCUAGGAGAUGAUUGUGGAUUGGUCUCUGUUCUAAAGUAUGAUGUUGAAGAGAGAAAGAUAUUGCGGCAGCAGUAUAGCAUAUCAGCCGUUGCAGUUUCUGAGGCUGCUGAAAUUCCACUGCAUAAUGAUCAAGCUGUUGUUGGAGUUCUUACUCAGCCCUAUACAGGGGCAAGUAGAUUGCUGCUUGCAUUUGAUAAUGGAGUUAUUGUUCUUUGGGAUAUCACUAAAGAUCAGCUGGUUCAUGUUAGAGGAUGGAAUAAUCACCAAGUGAAUGAUGGGCAUGGGGAUAGUUCUGAAAUUUCUCGGAUCAAUGAAGGAAAAAAUCAACUGGGUCACGAACAAACGGAUAAAGAAAUUAUCUCACUUUGUUGGGCGUCUUCAGAUGGAUAUAUUCUUGCUGUUGGCUAUGUUGAUGGGGAUAUUGUGUUCUGGAACUUGUCUGAUGUCACAACAAGCAAAGAUCACAAAGCUGGAGCACCAGCUAAGGUGACCAAACUUCAAUUAUCAUCAGCUGAGAGAAGGUUUCCUGUGAUUGUUUUGCAUUGGUCAGCGAAAGGUGUACAUGAUUAUCCUGGUGGUCAGCUCUUCGUCUAUGGUGGCGAUGAAAUUGGAUCAGCUGAAGUUCUGACGAUCUUGAGUCUUGAAUGGUCGCCUAAGAGAGAUGCUUUGAAGAAUGUCAUUCGUGCGAAUGUCACUCUACAAGGUUCAUUUGCAGAUAUGAUAUUGCUUCAUAGCUUUAGUGUGGUGGAGGAUAUGGAUACCACAUCAUUAUUUUUAUUGACCAGUCCUGGACAGCUGCAAUAUUACGACAGCCCUUCCUUGUCGCAAUUGAUCUCUCAUCAAGAUAAAUCUUGUACCAUUCCUCUCGCAUACAGUAGUAUUGUUCCAACAACUGAACCAUACUUGACUAUUGGGAGGUUCAUUUCGAUACAUGGAAAUAUUGAGCUUUUGGCAGCUUUAUCAGAGAUGGCUUCAGCUGUGGAGUUGCAAGAAACAAAUUUGUCUUGUGAGAAGAGCUCAAAGUGGCCAUUAAACGGCGGAGUUCCCUGUCAUCUGUCACUUCUCGGGGAGAGAAAAGUUGAAAGACUCUAUAUAGCUGGGUACCAAGAUGGAUCAGUUCGAGUAUGGGAUGCUACAUAUCCGAUACUGUCACCUAUUUAUCUAUUAGAUCCGGAGGUCAAAGGCAUCACUAGUGCUGGUGUUAACGGAUCCGUUUCUGCUGUGGACUUUUCUUCUGAAACACUAAAGAUAGCAGUUGGGAACGACUGUGGCGCGGUUCAUGUUCACAAUCUUACUAGAAAUAUCAACGAAACCAGCUCACAUGUUGUGUCUGGAAUCCAGAGUGAAGUCAGCAAUUUUGAUCAGGAAAAUGGAUCUCACCACUCAGCUGUGUUUACAUUAAGUACGUUUCCUGUAUGCACCUUGAGAUACACAAAUCUCGGAGCCAGACUAGCUGUUGGAUAUGAAAAUGGGCAGGUUGCUAUGCUUAAUAUAAGCUCGUCAAGUGUCUUAUUUUUCAUAGAUACUCUUUCAAGCCCAAGUUCCCAUGUGGUCUCAUUUUCACCAGCAAUAUCUUCAGAAAUAUAUGGAUUGACAUCCAUUUUUGAUCAAUCCACACUUCAUGAAAAGACUCGGAUUAAAGAGAUUAUAUUUGCCUUAACAAAGGAUUUGCAUAUUUCAGUUGUAGAAAGUUCCAACGGAAAUGUGAUUGGCUCUGUCUCUAAAGAUCAUAAGGAAUCAACUGCAAUUUCUAUGCACAUUCUUGAGGGAACUAAGUGCAUCACUGAAGUCUCUGGUGGGAAACAGGAGCACAGUGAAGAAGCUAAAGCAUCUGAAGGAACUUUUGAUAGCGUUGACCGAUAUUCUGAUCUUUUGCCAAGUUGUAAGGACUUGCAGAUUUUAAUCUGCUGCACCGAUGUCUUAUUGUUGUACUUUUUGAAGUCCGUGAUUAAGGGGCAUGCUGAUUCAAUCUGUGAGGUUCAUCUUCCAAACACCAGCUGUUGGACAACCGUUUUCAAGAAAGACGAGGAGGAGGAUGUGCUGCUUGUAUUUUAUCAGACAGGUUCAAUGGAGAUUAGGUCUUUGCAAAAUCUUGAAGUUUUGGGAGAAGUCUCUCUACUGUCCAUUCUGCGAUGGAACUUCAGGACCAAUAUGGAUAAGACAAUGGCUUGCACAGAAAAGGGCCAGAUUACUUUGUUGAAUGGAUGUGAAUUUGUCAUUCUGUCUCUUUUGGCUCAUGAAAAUGAUUUCAGGAUCCCACAAUCUUUACCGUGUUUGUAUGAUGAGGCCCUGGCAGCUGCUUUAGAUCUAAGCUCUCCGAAUGAUAAGAAAGAUAAGGAAACAUCUUCAGGAAUUUUUGGUGGAAUAAUAAAAGGCUUAAGAGCAAGUACAGAAGAUCAGAAUACAAAUCUCAAGGAGAGUCCAAAAUUUCUCCGAUCAGCAUUAGAUAAAGUAUUUGCUGGUCUUAAAUUAGACUCUUCUAUAGCCGUUAAAGAUUCUGAAAAGGCGGUUGAGCUCAACAUUGAUGAUUUAGAAAUUGAUGGGCCUCUGAAUGUCUCUCCAAUAGUUCACAAAAGCAAACAUGAAAAUAUAGAUAAGAGCACAGAAAGGAAAAAGUUGUUUGAAGGUGGAACCUCUGAAACAAAGCCAAAACAGAGAACAAUCGAAGAAAUCAAGGCCAAGUACAGAAAGGCUGGGGAUACGUCCUCGUCUACAGCGUCUGCUGCCUCUGCGGCAUCUGAAGCAAGAAACAAGCUUUUGGAAAGGAAAGAAAAGCUUGAGAGAAUUGACAAGAACAGUGAAGAGCUAAGAAAUAAUGCUGAAAACUUUGCCUCAAUGGCCAAAGAACUGGCAAAGAAGAUGGAAAAUCGCAAGUGGUGGCAGUUAUAAUCGAAUCUCGUAUCCACAUCAAUUUUUAUAUAAUUUUAAAUUCAUUUGAAGACGGGUUUUGUUACAAAGUCGGAUAAAAUAUUCUUACCUACAUUCUGGUCAUUGGGUUGAUUUCGGAUCGGACUAAAAUCGAAUUUUGCUUUCACAUUGUUUUUUACAUGAUUGUAAAUUUAUUUUUUAGUUGAAUCAAAUCAGAUUUAAUUAUAAAGUUGAAUGAAUAUAUAUUAAAUUAUCAGGUCUAUUUUAAACCUCUGUAUCGCUGUACGGCCAUGCUUCUUUAUAAAUUCUAUGUCUACGUAUCACCUUUUGUUUGUUCUUUACCUCAGGCUCUUACUAAUCUACAACUACUUAUUAAUGGCUAGAAUAACACGAUCAGAAUUAUAAGUUAACCUAAUAAUUGAUUAUUAAUUGCUUUUUGUUUCACCUUCUUUUUAUUGAUAAGAAUUCUCUAGCCUACCAUAAAUUAAAAAAGAAAAUUAAUAAAAAUAAAGUGUACUUUCUCUGUACCUUUAAAAUUGUUACACUUUUCUUUAAUUAAUGCUCACUCACAUAUUUUAUUUUUCUAUUAAUAUUAUCUACACAAUAUAAAAAUCCCCGUUAUUUUUAAACUUAGUGUUAAAUACUCUUGU